Molecule: messenger RNA, 2432 nt
Organism: Rubroshorea leprosula
Lineage: Eukaryota; Viridiplantae; Streptophyta; Magnoliopsida; Malvales; Dipterocarpaceae
Source: the annotation of a GenBank genome assembly
AGUCUUUUUAUCUGUUUCAAACGGAAGGGAAGACCAAAACGGAAAGCCUCUCACUGAAACUGAAAGUUUCCAUCUUCAUCGGAAAAAGAAGAAGCAAACGCCGCCGGUUUCCAGGACUUGAUCAGCAGAGUCAGAACUCGAACCAAAGCCAUGAAGCAAAGGACAAGGAAUCAUCAUGAGCUCUUCUGGCCCCAAGUUGUCAUGCGCAAAUUGUUCAACAUCAGCCCAAGAGGCUCCGAUUACAGCGCUGACCCAGACAAGGAAGAAGAAGAAGAAGACGAUAUUGAUUCUGAUUCCAAAACAGAAGAAUUUUGCCAAUGGGGAAAAAAACCAUGGUUUCGUGGCAAGGAAGAGGAGGAAGUUCAGCCUGACCCAACUGAUGGUUUUCCGAGAUUAAGAAGACGAAAUUCGGAAACUUUUAGGGCACAAUAUAUAAACACCAAGGAACUGAGAGUCUGUGUUGGUACAUGGAAUGUUGGUGGAGAAGUUCCACCAGAUGACCUAGAUAUCGAUGACUGGAUAGAUAUUAAUGAGCCGGCUGAUAUCUAUGUGAUUGGUAUUCAGGAGAUCGUUCCUUUAAAUGCUGGAAAUAUAUUUGGUGCUGAAGAUAGUCGCCCAGCUCAAAAGUGGGAAGACAUUAUUCGUGAAACACUGAAUCAAAUUCAACCUGUAACAUCAAAAGUUAAAUCCUAUAGUGACCCCCCAUCUCCAUCAAAGUUUGAGCCAUCUGAUGAUGUCCCAACUAUAGAAGAAGAGACUUUACUUGAAAGUGAUAGUGAUGGAGGAGAAGAAGCUGGUAGUUUUUAUGAAGUCAGGGAUAGAUUAGCUAGAAAUGUUAGUAUGUUACCUCAUUUUGUAGUUUCAGAGUCAAAUAGUGGUGCCAUUUCAGAUGUGAUGGUAGAAAAGGAUUUACAGAGGCAAUAUUCUUCUCUAAAGAGGUUAGAUAGGUUGAAUUGCUUGCGGAUGGAAGAUUGCAGUGAAAAAGAAGAGGCCUUGGUUAUCCAACAGAAUUGCAAAUUGACCAAAUUGCUGAGUAGCUCAGAAAGGAUUGGUUUGAGCUGGCCUGAGCCUCCACUAAACUUGCUAUCUCAGCAUGUUUUGGAAAGACCAAAUUCCUUUAAAACAACCAAAUCUUUCAAAGCAACAAGUGAUGUGGAAUCAGGGAUAGCUUCGUUUGCAGAAAUUGAUCUAGAAUCCCUCUUGAAGCAGAAGAGGAGAUCAUCAUAUGCAAGAAUAGUGAGCAAGCAGAUGGUGGGGAUUUUCCUAACUAUAUGGGUUCGUCGGAGUUUGCGUAGACAUAUUCAGAAUUUAAAAGUAUCUACCGUAGGUGUUGGUGUGAUGGGUUAUAUUGGUAACAAGGGAGCUAUAUCAGUCAGCAUGUCCAUAUAUCAGACAUUUUUCUGUUUCAUAUGCACUCACCUGACAGCAGGUGAAAAAGAUGGAGAUGAACACAAAAGAAAUACUGAUGUGCAUGAAAUAUUUCACAGAACUCAUUUUCAUUCACUUCGUGCAAUUGGGCUUCCCAAAAGUAUACAUGAUCAUGAAAGAAUAUUUUGGUUUGGCGAUCUCAAUUACCGACUCAACCUUUCCUAUGAAAAAGCACGUGAGCUCAUCUCAGAAAGAGAGUGGUCCAAGUUGGUCGAGAGGGACCAGCUUGUGCGGGAGCUGAGGAAAGGUCAAGCAUUUGAUGGAUGGUCUGAGGGAACUCUAAAUUUUGCACCAACAUACAAGUACGAGGUGAAUUCAGAAAAGUACUAUGGAGAAAAUCCGAAGGCUGGGAGGCGCACCCCAGCUUGGUGUGACCGAAUCCUUUCAUAUGGUACGGGAAUGAGGCAACUAAGUUAUAGAAGGACAGAGCUUCAGCUUUCUGAUCAUCGCCCUGUUACAGCCAUAUAUAUGGCUGAGGUUGAGAUAUUUUGCCCCAAGAAGCUACAGCGUGCUCUGGCUUUCACAGAUGCAGAAAUAGAAAACGAGGAAGUAUUAGCGGAAGUGGGCAUUUAAAACUGAUAUCGGAACAAGUUGCUUCAGUUGGAGCAGGAUAUAAAGUUUCUAUUGGAACCAUUCCAGGGAGGUCAUUCUAUGACAAAAUCUUGAACCGAGGCUAUUGUCUGUGAAUUAUCCUCACAGUUACACUGUAUACUUAAUCAGUAAUUCAUUUGAUCUCUUCAUUUUUUGGUUACAAUACUGUAUAAUGCGGUACUUGUGUAAAUGCAUUUGCAUUGCUGCAUUAGCUCUAGGCUUUUUUACUAGUAGUAAUUAGGUUAACAGCAAUUCAGAUAGGGGGUGUUCAUACAUCAGUCUAUAGAGUAUAUAUGAAACAUGAAACCCUUUUGCCUGAUGUCUCUACAAUGGAUGGAAAAGUUUAUGUAAACAUGAACUAAACCAAAUGCAUGUUGUUUUGCAGCGGUGCUGCUAUAUUCUGUCAUCUGUUU